Molecule: messenger RNA, 1608 nt
Organism: Belonocnema kinseyi
Lineage: Eukaryota; Metazoa; Arthropoda; Insecta; Hymenoptera; Cynipidae
Gene: Clic
Product: chloride intracellular channel exc-4
Exons: 4
Coding region: 142-924 (260 amino acids)
Biological process (GO): chloride transport
Cellular component (GO): cytoplasm; apical plasma membrane
Molecular function (GO): chloride channel activity
Source: RefSeq, a predicted model, not a curated record
CUACCUUAGUGUUCCGUGAGCUUCCAUGGUGUUCUGAGUCUGAUAUUAGUUUUUUUUUGUGUGAACAAUCUACGUUCUCCGGACCAAACGCGGAAAAGUGCCUUUUUUUCCAACGAGCGUAAAAAUUAAAGUAAAUAAAAAAUGGCGGAUGACGGUCACGAGAAUGGCACCACUAAUGGUGAUGUCCCCGAGAUUGAAUUAAUCAUCAAGGCUUCGACGAUAGACGGUCGCCGGAAAGGUGCUUGUCUCUUUUGUCAAGAAUACUUCAUGGAUCUUUAUCUACUUGCCGAACUGAAAACUAUUUCACUCAAGGUGACGACUGUGGAUAUGCAAAAACCACCACCAGAUUUUCGCACCAAUUUCCAAGCAACGCCGCCACCUAUUUUAAUCGAUAAUGGAGAUGCGAUUCUGGAAAACGAGAAAAUCGAACGACACAUUAUGAAGAAUAUUCCAGGAGGUCAUAACCUUUUUGUUCAAGAUAAGGAAGUUGCAACUUUGGUGGAGAACAUCUUCAGUAAGCUGAAGCUCUUGUUAAUAAAUUCGAAAGAUAAGGAAAUGGACCCAAAGAGCUCGUCACUGAUGACUCACUUACGCAAGAUCGACGAACACCUGGGGCGGAAGGGAACAAGAUUCCUGACUGGCGACACGAUGUGCUGCUUCGACUGCGAACUUAUGCCUCGUCUCCAGCACAUCAGGGUCGCCGGAAAGUACUUUGUCGAUUUUGAAAUCCCCGAGACUUUGGUCAACCUCUGGCGGUACAUGCAUCACAUGUACAGGCUUGAUGCCUUCCUUCAAAGUUGCCCGGCUGAUCAGGACAUUAUCAAUCACUACAAGCUGCAACAGAGCAUGAAGCUGAAGAAGCACGAAGAACUUGAAACGCCAACUUUCACAACCAGCAUCCCCAUCGAAGUGAGCGACGACUAAAAAACUUCACUUUUUCACUCGGAACUUCACUUUAUAGGUUACAUCAAAGAUCGACAACACCGCCGACAAAAAGCGCAGGGUCGGAAAUUCGAGUCGUCGUUGUUGUUGGAUCUUCUUUAAAAAAAAAAAGUAAAAUAAAAAAUAAGAGUCAAAAAGCAAAUUCGCGGGCAAAUCUCACACUAGCUUUUUAUAUCGCGACGCAUUGCUAACAAAAACUUUCUAAGUGUCUACAUAGCAGAUUUAUUUUCGCUACAUUUUUACGUAUCCCUCCUACGUAAGAGCAACUUACGCGUCUGAAGCUCGAAACUUUACAAAACGCGAUAGAAUUCGGAUAAGCGCAAUUUUCUAUUCGUUUUCUAUCGCGUGACGCGCAUCCGUCCUUUCGGAAUUUAUCCAAUUCUGAUGUUAAUAUCAAAUAAACUUUGAGUUUGAAAAUACAUCGGAUCCAUACUUUCAAAAAUUUAUCCCAUUCAGUUAUUUUUAUUUGAAAGUUUUCGAUUUAUUUUUGAUCUCUGCAGUUUAUUUAAAAGAACGAAGUGACGAGAGCGAACAAAAAAAAACUGUACUAGGAAUGUACAUAUAAUAUAUAUUUCUAACGAAUGGAGUCAUUUCUGAAGUUUCAAAAGCUAUUGUAGAUGAAAAAAAAGACUAAAAAUCGACUGUUCAUAUUUUUUUCUUUUUUUU